Molecule: messenger RNA, 1983 nt
Organism: Paramecium octaurelia
Lineage: Eukaryota; Ciliophora; Oligohymenophorea; Peniculida; Parameciidae
Source: the annotation of a GenBank genome assembly
AUGAAUGCAGAUCACAAGAUUCCCUUAAUGGAGUAGGAAAUGGCAGCUUUGGAUGGAAACGAAUAGAAACUCUCCAAUCCACACGAUAGUUUGGUCAAGGGAUCGAUCAAUCAAACCAAAUUGUCCAUAAAAAAUGCAUUCUCCAGAAUCAGCCAUCUGUCUGUUCAUAAUGUUAAUACAGCCCUCUUCUUCAUCAGAGAGAACUGGAAGAGCGGCAUGACCUAGGCAAUGAUGAAUAUGCCAUUCAUUUUGAAUGCGGGCAACAACACUGGAGGCAAUCCCUCCGCUGCCUACACCUCCGCAUUGAUUGGAGGACUGAUCAACGGGUUCUUUAGCGGAAGUAUCAUAAUCAUCCUUAUUCCCAAAGGCAAUCAUUCGAUCUAUGCACCUACCUGGGUGGCCGCCGGAUUCAAUUAUUAAAUAGUAUAAAAAUAUGGAUAUGAAGCAGUUCCCUGGGUAACCAUAAUGAUUGGAUUGCAAAUCUACAUCCUGAGUCAUAUGAAGUGGCAUCAUCUCAUAGAUUUCAUGCCGAAUUACGUAAUCGAAGGCUACUAUCUGGGAUUGCUCUUUCUAAUUGCAAAUGGCUACAUCGAUUAUGCCUUUGGCUUAAGUGAUAUGCAUUCCAACAGAGGAUUCCAAGUGUAUCAUGAUCGAUUUGAAAUGUAUCAAGGUAAAUUACACCACAUAAACGUAGAAUUCUUUAGAAGAGGAGAUCUAUAUUAUUUCGGAGCAUCGAUCUUCAUAUUCCUUCUACUCUACUUCGGUUGGAAGAUCAACAAGGACUUGCCUUUGAUAGUAUUAGUAUGUUUAACUGGUCUGAUGGUGGGCAUACUCUUCCCAACAGAAAAGUGUUUAAAGAACGUUUACGGAGAUGUGAGUCUGAGAUUGUCCUUCAUUGAAAGUGGCGGUCCUCAUUUCUAGCCAGACAUGUGGACACUCAUAUUCCUGUUUGUGUAUGCCAUUAAAAUGACAUUCUACAUCACCAUCCAGAAUUUGUUGUGUGCAAAAGGGGCUGAAUACUUCACGGGAGUCAAAUGCGAUCACGACAAAGAGAUUCUAUGUGUGUCUCUAACCAACAUCUGUGCAGGCAUCUUCAAUAGUAUCCCUUGUUGUGCAUCAAUCAGAUUGAUCAUCCUGAACAUCAGAGUCAGGAAUAUGAACAGGUGGUCAUCUAUUCUGAAUGGACUCUCUGUCAUUCUGUUCUAUGGACUAUUCAGUAGAUACUUUCUCUAAAUUCCACUGUAUUUCGUGAGUGGCAUCUUAUUGUAUUCAGCCUACAUGUGUCCCACUUGGCCCUAUUUGGAAAUGCUCUGGAGAACCAAAAGAAGAUUAAUUCUAGUUAAACAAAUUACAAUAUCGAUCAUUUGUGUAUAUUAUGGAGCUAUUGAAAGCACUAUGAUAGGAAGCAUGUAUGCUAUGUUGUAGUUUGCUGAAAAAAUGAGUGCAGCCGCUUCUGAAGUCAUCGUCAGCUCUGAUGAAGUGCAAGUAUGUAUUCCAAUUCUAUUUAUCAAGAAAAACUCAUUGAUUAAACGCAGCUGUGUCAGGCAACAGGAUGGAACAGAUAUGCAAUUGAGAGAUGACACCUUAGGCGUUGAAGAUGAUUUCCCUGACACCAAUUAAUUCAGAGGAUCUUUUGCUAUCUAUCGUUUCAAUGGAGCCAUCAAUUACAUCAAUGUCAAAGUAUGUUGUCAUUGUCAUUAUUAUUAUUAGAAUCACAUUGCAUAAAUCAAAUAACUGCCAGAAAGAGAUUAUAUUGUGCUUAGUUUUCGAUAUGUUAGUGUUUUUGAUGAUGAGGCAAUCGAUAAAUUAAGUUUGAUGAUCUAAGCACUUAUCAGUAUUCAUUCAUCAUAACUUAUAGGUUCAUAAAGAGAAGUGCUGUUGACAGGAUUGAAUGAAGGUAUGAUUGAUGAAAUGAGAUACAAUGAAUACAUGAAUAAUUUCUAUAAAAAACAUAGACAACAUUUUAAACUAUUGGGUUAAUGA